CUCCAGUCAAUCAGCGGCAGAUUGCGAUCUCCAGCGUCUUUUUAUCUCUUUGCGCACUUCCUAUCGAUGGAAGAAACCAGCGGCCUCCUCAGAUUCUAGUCCAAUGGCGGUGCUCCUCUCUGGUUUCCGAUCAAAAAAGAACCAGCAGAGGCAAAUCCCUCAGGUUUUCCGAUGGAAAAAGCCAGCAGCGGAGAAUGCAGUUCCGAUUUCCGAUCAAAGACAGGCAGUGGCUCUCCCCUUGGGAUUUUGGUUGAAGAAGACAUGCUUCCCUUUUCCCGAUUGGAAACAGACCAGCAGCACCAGGCCCAAGGCUCAGACUGCUCCUAUCUCAAGGGUUGUACCUCUCUCUGAGUUGACUGAUAACUUCUUAGAUGGGACAAGCAGUGUGUAUUUUGAGGAGCUUCAGCAAGCAUGGGAGCAAGAUCCGAACAGCGUGGAUGAGUCGUGGGAUAACUUCUUCAGGAGUUUUGUUGGGCAGGCCACCAUAUCUCCAGGAAUUUUUGGCCAAACUAUACAAGAGAGCAUGAACCUCUUAUUGCUUGUGAGGGCUUAUCAGGUCAAUGGUCACAUGAAAGCUAAACUAGACCCUUUGAGUUUAGAAGAGAGACAAAUUCCAGAUGAUAUAGAUCCUGCUUCUUAUGGGUUCACUAAAGCCGAUCUUGACCGUGAAUUCUUUCUUGGUGUUUGGAGCUUGUCUGGCUUCUUGUCUAAAAACAGCCCUGUUCAGACCUUGAGAGCCAUAUUGACACGACUUGAGAAGGCUUAUUGUGGAAGCAUUGGUUAUGAGUACAUGCACAUUUCUGACCGUGAAAAAUGUAAUUGGCUGAGGGACAAAAUUGAGACUCCAACAACAACGGAAUACAGUCAUGAGCGGUGCGUGGUUAUGCUUGAUAGGCUGAUGUGGAGUUCUCUGUUUGAGAAUUUCUUGGCUACCAAAUGGACAGCUACAAAGAGGUUUAGCCUGGAAGGCUGUGAAACUUUGAUUCCUGGAAUGGAGGAGAUGUUUGAUAAGGCAGCAGAUCUAGGCGUAGAAAGCAUAGUCAUUGGGAUGUCACAUAGAGGAAGGUUAAAUGUUCUAGGUAAUGUUGUCAGGAAGUCACUCCGACAGAUCUUUAAUGAGUUUAGUGGUGGUACAAAUGCCGUUGGUGAAGCUGGUUAUGUAGGAACAGGUGAUCUGAGGUAUCACUUGGGCGCUUCUUAUGAUCGCCCAACAAGAGGGCAAGGUGUUGUCUACGAGACAUUGCAUCUCAGUGCUCUUCCAAACUAUACGACCGGUGGAACCAUACACAUUGUUGUCAACAACCAAGUCGCCUUUACUACUGAUCCAAGGUCCGGAAGAUCUUCUCAAUACUGUACUGAUGUUGCCAAAGCCUUGAGUGCCCCAAUCUUUCACGUCAAUGGGGAUGAUGUUGAGGCUGUAGCUCAUGUUUGUGAACUUGCUGCAGAGUGGCGUCAAACAUUUCACUCGGAUGUUGUCGUUGAUAUCGUUUGCUAUAGGCGAUUUGGGCACAAUGAAAAUGAUGAACCUUUCUUUACUCAACCAAAAAUGUACAAGGUCAUUCGAAAUCAUCCUUCAGCGUUAGAGAUCUACCAAAAGAAACUUCUAGAUGCUGGUAAUGUGGGAAAGGACGAUAUUGAAAAGAUGCAUAAUAAGAUCAAUGCAGUCCUAAAUGAGGAGUUUGUUGCUUGCAAAGACUAUGCUGCACAGAAGAGGGACUGGCUUUCUGCAUUUUGGUCUGGAUUCAAGUCCCCUGAACAGCUUUCACAUAUUCGAAAUACAGGAGCAGUGAAAAGGAUUUUUGAUGACCACAAGAAGAUGAUUGAAACAGGAGAAGGUGUUGAUUGGGCACUAGGGGAAGCACUUGCUUUUGCUACACUGCUUGUGGAAGGAAACCAUGUAAGGUUGAGUGGUCAGGAUGUUGAAAGAGGCACUUUUAGUCACAGACACUCUGUUCUCCAUGAUCAAGAGACAGGUGAGAAGUAUUGCCCUAUGGAUCAUGUCAUGAUGAACCAGAAUGAAGAGAUGUUCACCGUAAGCAACAGCUCUCUUUCAGAAUUUGGUGUCCUGGGAUUUGAAUUGGGGUAUUCAAUGGAAAAUCCAAAUUCGUUGGUGAUAUGGGAAGCCCAAUAUGGUGAGUUUUCCAUGGGAGCUCAAGUGAUUUUUGACCAGUUUUUGAGCAGUGGAGAGGCAAAGUGGCUGCGUCAGACAGGAUUAGUUGUGCUUUUACCACAUGGUUAUGAUGGCCAAGGCCCUGAGCAUUCCAAUGCACGCUUGGAACGCUUUCUUCAGAUGAGUGAUGAUAAUCCAUACGUUAUCCCUGAGAUGGACUCAACCCGACGGACACAGAUUCAAGAAUGCAAUUGGCAAGUGGUGAAUGUUACUACUCCUGCCAACUAUUUCCAUGUGCUGAGACGCCAAGACUGGAGGGUUCAAAUCGAGAAGUUCAAUGGUACUGAUUUUGCAUGGUGGAAAAUGCAAAUAGAGGCGUUGCUUGGUGAGUGCGAUUUGGACAUGGUACAGGAAGAGAAACCGGAUGGAAUGGAUAAGGCUGCUGAAGCAAUUUGGGACUCAAAGGACGAAAAUGCAAGAGCUUUGUCAAAUAUGUAUGAGAAACCGUCAGCCGGUAAUAGAGUGUUCUUGAUGAGGGAAUUGUUCAUGAUGAGAAUGAACGAGGGCUGCCCAGUUGCUGAUCACAUUAAUGAGGUCAAUUUGAUCUUGUCCAGUUGUCCAGGUGCUUCGUUUCACGCCAUGCACAGCGGUGAGGCGAUGGUGAAUCUCAAAAAAGGAGACUUUGGAAAGGUAUAGUUGGGUAACGAGAAAAUCCUUAAAGUGAUGGGCAUGGGAGAUGUUGAUCUAAAAACUUCAUUUGGAACUACUUGGAGCUUACAAAAUGUCAGGUUGAUUCCAAGACUGAAGACAAAGUUGAUCUCAGUCGGACAAUUGCAUAGUCGGGGACUAGACGUCAAGUUUGGUGGUGGAAAAUGGAAGGUGAUCAAAGGAAAUUUGGUUAUUGCUCGAGGCUUGAAAAAAGGAUCGUUAUACAU
Cuscuta campestris is the source of this 3045-nucleotide messenger RNA. NCBI's taxonomy places the organism in Eukaryota, Viridiplantae, Streptophyta, Magnoliopsida, Solanales, Convolvulaceae. The record is from the annotation of a GenBank genome assembly.